GGGUAACCAUGUCAUUAAUUAACAUAUGUAAUAUAGUUUCUAAAUCAUGAAAAUGCACGAAAUUAACCAAGAUUUUGUCACAAAACACCAAUAAAAAAAUGGUGGCUUUUAUUGGGUCACUCACAUCUUAAAAAGUAAAAAAUGAAUAUGUUCCUUCGGCUUUCAAAUCUGCUCCCUUAAUGCGUUCCUUCAACAUCUUUCAUCAUUGGUCUCCAACAACCUUCACCUCCUUUCUUGUUUGAAACGUGUUUCCUUCAGAACGAAAUUCAGCAACAUUCUGUUUGAAACUCUUCGACUUCCUUAAAUAUGGAUUACAAGAAGUACUGCGAAGAGGCUAUCCUGAGGGAGCCUCCGCUAACGUGUAUCCCAAAGGUAUACCUGCCUUGUCCUCACAAGUACUACAAGAAUAAGGUCAUCAACAGAGCGACACUUACACACGACCAGCACACGAACCUCCUGGCCACUCCGAAAGGGUUUACCUGGGACAAGAAUACUGGAUUAGCAACUCCUCCAAAAAAUGUUAUGGAAGAAGAUGAAAAUGGAGAACCGAAAAAUCUCGUUCGUUGUCUCGAUCAUAGGUAUGUGAGAGACUUCGUGACAGAUACCUGGAAUGUAAUGACUCCAAAGUAUAGAAGAAAGCUUGAGAGGAUUCUUGUGAAGGAUUUCAAUAUGACUAAAAAGGAAGCGAAGGAAUUCAUUAAAGAACAAAAGCUUCGAAGUGCUUUCUCCCAAAGGAGCCAUCAGAGCAGGGUUUAUCUCAGUGAAAGACACGAAUGGGUAAGAGAAAUCGCAGACACUCUCGCCGAUAAGAUGACGGGCUAUGUGGAGGAAAUGAUGAGCGCAAGAAGAACUCCGAAGGUUCGGAUAAUGGCAGAGACCAUCCUGGGAGGGUUCGGGGAUCUCACGGGGGAGCGCUGUGAUCUCAACAGCCCAAAGAACCGAAUCCAAAAGAUGCAAGUGUUUGCAUCAGAUCGGUUGGCAGUUUGGUUGUCGAGGAUUUUGGGCGAUUAUGAAGAAGAGCUCUGUCGUGAUAUUUUGGUAAUUCCUGAUACAGAUACUUCUGACGAGGAAGAUGAAACGCCAAAAAAGAAAGAUGUCAAAGACAAAACCAAAUCUGAAGAAACCGAACCAGAUGAAUCUAAAUCUGAAGAAACCAAACCAGAAGAGUCCAAAAAUGAAGAGGCUGAACCAAAAAAGGAUAAGACCAAACGAGCUGAAGCCAAACCAGCAGAGGAAAAACCAGAAGAUGAAAAACCAGCAGAUGCCAAACCGGGAGAGACUAAACCAGCAGAGGAGAAACCAGCAGAAACCAAACCAGCAGCGCGUAAACCAGCUGAAGCCAAACCAGCAGCGCCUAAACCAACAGAGGCUAAACCAGCUGAAGACAAACCAGCAGAGCCCAAACCGGGAGAGGCUAAACCAGCAGAGGCCAAACCAGCAGCGUCUAAACCAGCAGAGCCCAAACCAGGAGAGCCCAAACCAGGAGAAGCUAAACCAGCAGAGGCCAAACCAGCAGAGGCGAAACCGGCAGAGGCGAAACCAGCAGAGGCGAAACCAGCAGAGGUGAAACCAGUACCGCCUAAAGCAGAAGAGACCAAACCAGCAGAACCCAAACCGAAAUAACCUUAAGCCGAAAGUAAGCUACCAAAAACAAACAUACAAAAAUAAUCAUUAAAAUGAGACAUAACAAUCUCUUUUAAGUCAAAUUCACCAUACUUUAAAGUAUUUGCAGAAAAACGACUCUAAUGUUGUGAUUUCCGUCCUGUCAUUAAGUUUGUUUCAAUGUGUAAUCGUUUGCGAAAUCGAGCUAGAAAUGCAAGGAGAGUCCAUGGGUUAUUAUUUCCAGAACAACGGAUGAGGUAUACCACAGAUGUGCAACCCCCAAUACAAAGAGUGUUUUUAUACCAAAUCCAAAGCUUGGCUGCGGACCAACAUGGCUGCUGGAUACCACCUGGUCCACAAAUCUGCAUCACCUCACUCCCACGCUGUUUACAUUACAAGCGGUUUGAUAUAUUUUGUAAGUUUAAUGAAAACGAACUCAAUAUAGUUUCUCAAACAACCAUUAAAUGUGAAGUUAUGUGCAAAACGUUUAUUUUAUUAAUUAAUUUCAAGCUCUUUAUUAAAAAUUAAAAUGUAAUACACAAACAAUUGAUCUGUUAAUGGCAGUGUAAAAUGUAUUUCCUUAUGAAAAGACGUAAAUAGUUGGAAUUUUCGACUGUCAGUCAUAACUGCUAUAUGUGCCACAGUAAUACAGUCACAUAUUUAACUCAAAGGCUCAGACUAAUGGGGAUGAAGGGGCGAUAGCUCCCCACCAUCAAUAAUAUGAAGUACAGAAAUUUAAUAAAAAAAAUAAAUAAAUUCAAUAACAAAUAGUUUACAUGAAUGAAUAAAAUACAUAACCCUUAAAUCAAUCAAGAAAACAGGAAAAGUCAAUUAGAUAGCUAGGCAAAGACCCAGUAGAAUGCAAGUAUUUUACAACGUACAAUUUAAAUUCCUAUUUAUAUUAAACAUAAUAAUAUACUUGUUGCACCGUACGAAUAGUAUGCUGAUCAGUGAACAAAUAACAAAUUAAUAUGGAAAUAGGUUAACAAAAUGUAUUUAUGAACAAAAAGUUU
Nezara viridula (southern green stink bug) is the source of this 2615-nucleotide messenger RNA. The record is from the annotation of a GenBank genome assembly. Lineage: Eukaryota; Metazoa; Arthropoda; Insecta; Hemiptera; Pentatomidae.